This is a messenger RNA of Lutzomyia longipalpis, 2731 nucleotides long. Its product is annotated as vitamin K-dependent gamma-carboxylase. Gene Ontology annotation, molecular function: vitamin binding; gamma-glutamyl carboxylase activity. The transcript is spliced from 2 exons. Gene Ontology annotation, biological process: peptidyl-glutamic acid carboxylation. Lineage: Eukaryota; Metazoa; Arthropoda; Insecta; Diptera; Psychodidae. The record is from RefSeq and is a predicted model, not a curated record. The coding region runs from base 735 to 2675 and encodes 646 amino acids.
CUUCCUAAUCAAAUCUUCUCAAAAAUUGCUUAAAAAAUAUCCCUCUUUGAGCACCAAAUUCUUCACUGAAAAACAUUAAAAUUUAGCAAAGAAAAACUCCCGCAGUUCCAUGAGGAACCUUCCAUUGGGUGCUAAUAGAAAAUCUCAACCAUUUAGCUGAUAAGUCAUAUCAAAUUGUUAAAGAGAUAAACAAAAUUGUAUAAUUAUUUCACUAUGUUAUCGUCUCUUGGCUGUCCUUUUCAAUUUAUCUGUGGGCACACACGAUGGCGCAACAACAACAACCAUCCACCCACGUUGCUAAUAUUUCUUCAUUUUCAUGAGAAAUUAAGCUUUGUGUGGGGUUGUUUUCCGGUGGGUGGAUUAUUCACGUACUUACCGCCACAGGAUGGUGAACCAUGUCGCUCGGGGGAUGCCUCGAAAUGUCCUCGAAUGCGUCCCCUCAACCACCCCCUAUGUGUUGCAAUGUGGUGUGUCAAUAAAAUUGUUUGUGUGGAAAACAAUCCGAGACAGGAUGAUAUAAAAUUAGAGAGAAAAUCCCAUCGAAUUUCAUUAUCAACCCCCUUUAUGAGUGCUCCGGGGGUGUGUGGAAGGGUUGGGGGGGAGGAAGAAGACCACACAACUCACAGGCAGGAUGUGCGCAGACGCUGCUGCAGCAUCCCUGUACCGGAGAGGAGGAUGCUGGAUAUAAAAUCAGCUGAAUCCUCAGGAUCGUGUUGCAGUGUUGUGUUUGUGCCAUGAAGGAUUGCAGUGAAGUGAAAAAGUCCCAAAGAAGGAUUGCCAGGAUAUUCCGGGAAUUCUCAGGACAUUCCCUGGAGAAUUUCACAUCAUUCGAGUCAAUCACAAAGGUUCUCCACACACCAGUUGAUGGGGCGAGUUUAGGUGUGGGUCGAAUGCUAUUUGGGCUGAUGAUGAUGAUUGAUAUCCCCGAGGAACGAUCUGGUGGGGAUUUGGAUCUUCGUUGGGGAAAUCCUCGAGACUGCCGUUUCCCACUUUUCACCUUCCUAGCACCCCUGUCACUACCCUGGAUGGGAAUUAUUUACGGGAUAAUGUGGUUUGGAGCUCUAGGAAUCUGCAUUGGAUAUCGCUUUCGUGCAUCAUGCCUCAUGUUCUGCCUGCCUUACUGGUACAUCUUCUUCCUGGAUAAGAGUAGUUGGAACAAUCACAGCUACCUCUAUGGAUUACUCAGUAUUCUCUUCUUCUUCACUUCCGCCAAUAAAUUCUGUGCCUUUGAUGCUAAGAUGGCAACAAACAACUACAGAGACACGGAGGUUCCUUUUUGGAACUACUUCCUGCUCAAAUUCCAAUUUUUCAUUCUCUACUUCGUGGCGGGACUCAAGAAAUUCUCAAUAGAAUGGCUAUCAGGCUAUGCAAUGACCAAUUUGGGCUAUCAUUGGAUUUUUGCACCAUUCAGGAUCAUUUUGGGUGCUGGCAUGACGGAUUUGCUAAUCAUCCACUGGUUUGGCUUCCUUUUUGACCUCACCAUUGCAUUCUUCCUCAUUUGGCGACGUACACGACCCGUAGCAAGCCUCGUAGCAGCUGCUUUUCAUCUCAUGAAUUCCCGACUCUUUACAAUCGGGAUGUUUCCGUGGGUUUGUUUGGUUGAGAUGCCACUCUUCUAUGCCUUUGAUUGGCCUAGGAGGAUUUUUCGAAAAGACACGAAGAAUACGUCACAGGCUCCGAAAGAUAGAGAAAUUGCCAAAUCAACUAGCAAAUCAACGUCGCAGCAGAGGUUAACAACCACAUGGAUAAUCCUUUACAUGGCGCUUCAGUUCUUCCUUCCGUACUCGCAUUUUAUCACAAAGGGCUACAACAACUGGACUGAGGGCCUCUAUGGCUAUUCUUGGGACAUGAUGGUGCAUUCCUGGGACACUGUACUCAUCUCCAUUAAGGUUGUUGAUAAGAAGAACAACCAUACGUUAUAUGUUGAACCCUAUGCCUUUUCGGAGACAGAUAGAUGGACGAAACACGCUGAUAUGGCGCUGCAGUAUGCUCAGUGUGUGCAUAGGAAUUUAGUUGAGGGCGUUGCAGAGGCCAAAACAACGGAAAUUGAUCCACAGCACGUGGCCAUCUUCUUUGAUAUUUGGUGCUCAAUGAAUAAACGUUUCCAACAGAGGGUUUUUGAUCCGCGCACUGAUCUCCUUCGGGCACAUUGGUCACCAUUUGAGCAAACAACAUGGGUUCUUCCGCUUCUCAGUGAAUUGUCAUACCUGAGACCACGUAUGGCGGAAAUUGCAGAAGAUGUUCUCAUGUGGAACAACUACACGGACAUCAUGUUCAUUGCUGACUUUCCGGGAUUGCAAAUGGAGAAUUUCAUUUCAAAGGAUCUCGACAAUGUCACCAUUACCUGCAUUGAUGGCAGCAUCAAGGUAUCUUCAGAGGCUUCAGACGAUACCAUGACACUCACACCUGGGCAAUCUGUGAAGCUCCAUGCAGGAAUAUUCCACAGAGUCCUUGUGCUUGGAGAAACUCCUGCAUGCUACAUGUACACAUUUCAGAAUCAAACUAUGAAGAAUCUGACUGAAGGAGGACACCUCCUUGUUGAAGAUGAACCACCAUUGCUGCCCAUUGUCGAUGAACUUCACCACAGAUGGGAGAAUUUUGUCAAAUUCUUCGCACACGUUGGGAAUUCACUUCUCUUUGAAGUCUACGGCGUUCCUAUGCCAAUGAGGAUUUAAUAGAGGAAUUGUUUUGUAGGAAUUUUAAAAUAAAAAUGUAAUUUUAAGAUCAAAUU